Messenger RNA from Aureobasidium pullulans EXF-150, 1753 nucleotides. Its product is annotated as alpha/beta-hydrolase. Gene Ontology annotation, biological process: proteolysis. The coding region runs from base 225 to 1607 and encodes 460 amino acids. The record is from RefSeq and is a predicted model, not a curated record. The transcript is spliced from 5 exons. Lineage: Eukaryota; Fungi; Ascomycota; Dothideomycetes; Dothideales; Saccotheciaceae. Gene Ontology annotation, molecular function: peptidase activity.
GAAUAAACUGGGAAGCGUGAAUUUGACGAGCUCUUAGAGCCUGUUUAGCGCUAUAGAUGUUCGAUUGGAUUCUCUGAUCCUCAUGAGUCGGCUUUGCUUGUUGUUGACAACAAGCCGCGCAUCACAACAGGCAGGAGCGUCCAAGUCUGGGGCGUCAUUAAUCGCUCUAUAGUCAACCCAACAUUCAGCCCCUCACCAUCACUUGUCUGCCUAUCACACACAAAAUGGCUACCUCGAUCAAAGUCACUGCGGCGAAGAUAGUGGAGCAGAGAACUCAUCAGAUAUCUGGUAAACUGAAGGUCACUGAACAUUUCUUUGAUGUUCCCAAAGACUACUCGAAACCAAGUUCUGGCACAAUUCGCAUCUUUGCUCGCAGUGUCCGAAAGCAUGAGUCUCCAGCGGAUCCCAGUGAUCAUGACGACAAGAAGAGCCAACUGCCGUGGAUGGUCUUCCUGAACGGUGGCCCAGGAGGAGCUUGUCGGCAUCCAAACGCUUAUCCCUUCACAUGGACCAUUCUGGACAAAGGAUACCAAAUGCUGUACCUCGAUCAGAGAGGCACUGGCCUCAGUACGCCAAUCACACCCAGCACUCUAGGCCUGCGUGGAGAGAAUGAUGUACAGGCAAGAUAUCUCAAGCUUUUCAGAGCCGAUAGUAUUGUAAGAGAUUGUGAGGCCAUUCGACAAUCUCUCACAGCAGACUACCCUCCUGAGAAGCAAAAGUGGUCCAUCAUGGGCCAGAGUUUCGGUGGCUUCUGCAGCAUCACGUAUCUCUCGUUCUAUCCACAAGGACUCCGCGAGGCGUUCAUCUAUGGUGGCCUCCAACCGCUAGUCAAGCAACCCGACCCAGUAUACAGAGCACUGUACAAGAGAGUGGCCAAACGCAACCAGAACUACUACAGCAAAUAUCCCGAGGAUAUCGACAGAGUCAAGACGAUAGUAAAGUACAUCCAACGUUUCGGUGACGGUACUAUCAAAUUGCCCUCUGAAGGUCACUUGACUGCAAGACGCUUUCAGCAGAUAGGUAUCAUGUUCGGAAUGCAUGGUGGCAUCGACUCGGUGCACGAGAUUGUGCUGCGUGCUGCCUAUGAUAUCGAGGCAUUUGGUCACUUGACAAGAGGCGCGCUCUCUGCUAUUGACUCAAUCCUGUCCUUUGACGAAGCACCCAUCUAUGCCAUCUUGCACGAGCAGAUUUACUGCGAGGGCAAAGCACCCAACUGGUCAGCUGAACGCAUGCGUAACGAGUUCCCCGAGUUUGAGAUUACUUCUGAUGGACCAAUCUACUUCACUGGAGAGAUGGUCUUCAGCUGGAUGUUUGAGGACUACAGCGAGCUGCGCAAAAUUCAGGAUGUCGCCAACCGAGUAGCAGCAGACGCAGAUUGGCCAGCGUUGUUCGACGAAGAGCAGCUCAGCAAGAAUGAAGUGCCUGUGUACGCAGCCGUGUACCAGGAAGAUAUGUACGUCGACUACGACUACUCUCGCGAGACGGCUGAGAAGAUCAAGGGUUGCAAGACCUUCACGACCAAUGUCAUGUACCACAAUGCAAUUCGCAGCAAGGCAGACGAGGUCAUCAGACAACUGUUUGAUCUGAGAGACGACGUUAUCGACUAGACGUUCAGUAGCAAGGGUAGAGACGGGUACAGAGAUAGAGCGAAGAAGAAGUUCUCGAAGAUCAAGGGAACAUGCUUGAUCAUGUAGAGUAGCAGAUGGUCGAAUGCGAAUAUGGUAGAGCUUGGAUGGUCCAAGCUCAACAUGUC